Dentiscutata erythropus is the source of this 128-nucleotide messenger RNA. NCBI's taxonomy places the organism in Eukaryota, Fungi, Glomeromycota, Glomeromycetes, Diversisporales, Gigasporaceae. The record is from the annotation of a GenBank genome assembly.
UGCAAGAACAGCAUGAAAUUAAUAAUAUUAAAUGGGCAAAAUCUGUUGAAAAAAGCUUCGAAGGUCUUAACAAGUUGGUAACAGAUAUUAAAGCUUAUAAAGGAAGAACAACGAAUCCAAGAACAUGA